AUGGAGCUCAUCCAAAAUCUCCAUUGCUUAAGAUUGGACAACCCAUCAUCAAUCUCCUCCCUUUUCCCUUCCAAAAGACACUUGUUCUCCUCGCGAGAAUUCAACAAAUUCCCGCAUGUCUCCUUUCAAAACCAACCCCUUCUAAAACCAAUCAGCUGCAAAAUCUCAACAGAGAAAGACUCUUUUACUGUCAGCUACCUCGUACACUCGUGUGGGUUGUCCUUGGAAUCCGCAAUCUCAUCAGCCCAAAAGGUACAGUUCCAAUCCCCUGAAAGACCAGACUCCGUUUUGGCCCUUUUGAGAAACCGUGGAUUCUCCAAAACCCAGAUCUCAAGUCUUGUUAAAAAGCGCCCAUUUCUUCUUUUAGCCCAUCCUACGAAUACCCUUUUGCCUAAACUUGACUUCUUUCUCUCUUUAGGAAUGUCAAGUUCUCACCUUGCUAGAACUCUUUCUUCAGACCCAACCCUUUUAACUAGAAGCUUGGAGAACCAAAUUAUACCCUCUUAUGACUUUCUCAAAACUAUCUUGCUUUCUGAUGAAAAGAUUGUUUCUGCUUUGAAGCGUACUACUUGGAUAUUUCUAGAGGAUCAUUCAAAGAAUCUUAUACCAAAUCUUGAGCUUCUGAGAAAAGUAGGCGUGCCACAUUCUUGCAUUUCAUUACUGCUCACUCAUUUCCCUGAGGCUGUGAUGGAAGCGCAUGAAGACUUCAGUGAAAAUGUAGAGGAAGUGAAAAAGACGGGAUUUGAUCCAAAGAAAUCAACUUUUGUGUUGGCUGUGCAUGCCCUUUGUGGAAAGGGUAAUAGGUCAAUUUGGGAACGUUGUUUUGAGAUUUAUAAGAGGUGGGGUUGGACUAAAGAUGACAUUCUUUCAGCAUUUCGAAAGCAUCCCCAUUGUAUGAUGCUAUCGGAGAAGAAAAUCAUGAGGGGAAUGGACUUUUUUGUUAACAAGAUGGGGUGGCCAUCAAAGGAGAUUGUGCAUUGCCCUGUUAUCUUAUUUUUAAGCUUGGAGAAGAGAAUUAUCCCCAGGUGUAAGGUUAUUCAGGUUUUGUGGUCAAAGGGUUUGAUAAAGAAAGAUAUCAGCUUGAAUACCGUAUUGCUUCCUGUGGAGAACCGCUUUCUGGAGAGGUUUGUGACCAAAUUUGAGAAGGAAUUGCCUCAAUUAUUGAGUGUGUAUGAAGGGAAGGUGGAUCCGGAGGGAGUAUGA
This is a messenger RNA of Dovyalis caffra, 1203 nucleotides long. The record is from the annotation of a GenBank genome assembly. NCBI's taxonomy places the organism in Eukaryota, Viridiplantae, Streptophyta, Magnoliopsida, Malpighiales, Salicaceae.